Molecule: messenger RNA, 4754 nt
Organism: Apis laboriosa (Himalayan honeybee)
Lineage: Eukaryota; Metazoa; Arthropoda; Insecta; Hymenoptera; Apidae
Exons: 4
Coding region: 642-2441 (599 amino acids)
Biological process (GO): protein peptidyl-prolyl isomerization
Molecular function (GO): peptidyl-prolyl cis-trans isomerase activity; zinc ion binding
Source: RefSeq, a predicted model, not a curated record
GUUCGAGAAAUGCGCGCGCAAUCGUAGAAGCCGCAGACGACACCGGUACUGUUUGCCACGAGUCGAACGAAAGUGUACAAGAAAAAGGAAAGAGAAAGACAGAAGAAGAGAACGAGAAAGAGAGAGAAGGAGAAAGCUUUAGGAUUGCCGAGAGGGGAUAACAUACGGAAAGAGGAGAGAAAAGCAACAGCGUAAGCGACUAGCGCGCGCUGUGGUGUGUGUCGUCGGUCGGUCGGUCGGUCGUCGCCGCCAUGCUAGUGGUUAGUUUAGUGAACCAAACAUCAUGAUGUGGCAAAACGUUCGCACGAGCUAAGACUGAAGUAACGCCGCGUUACCGGCGCGCCGUCGUUAUGUUAUCCAUAAUAACUCACGACAUUCGAUAAGCGUAAACACGUAACGUGAAAAGUACAAAGCUUGAUAAAAACUCCACGGCGACUGCGGCAACGAAAAACGUCGGAGUGCUCGAUUCCUGCGUGCGGAACCGCACAAUACUACGUCAGUCCCGAUGUAAAUUAAAGUCAAAUCAUAUAUUCGAACGAACAUUACAGAAUUAUCAUUGUCACGGUACACGUUAGGAGUGACGAGUGCCAACGAUCAGCCUCCAUCGCGCGGCAAGGAGACGAUCACGAAUCGUAUACACGAUGCUGGAUCCAAGUGUUUUAACAGAUUUAGAGGAACUGACGCUUUGCAGUUAUUGCAAGCAGAAGUAUAAUGAUACAGAACAAUGUCCAAAAUAUCUUAGUUGCAAGCAUUAUUUUUGUUUGCGUUGCAUAGAAAACAAUUUAUUAAAAGGACGUGAGUUGUUUUGUGCGCAUUGUUGGAAGAGGACGGAUCUAGGUGAUCAAGGACCGGACGCUCUACCGACACACUCUUCUCUCCUUGCUCUAACAAAUAAUUUGUCUCACUUAAAAAUCACCACAAACAAUACAUCUGGAAAAACGAAUGAUAAGGAGAGAAAGAGUGAAAAUUGUCACACGCACGGAAUGCCUUUGGCAUUAUGGUGUGCGACAUGUUGCUCAGCACUUUGUAGAGCAUGCGCUACUCCACAAGAACAUCCAGGUCACCAGAUUAAAUCACAAACUGAUGCCAAAGAACAACUCAUAUCCGAUGUUCAGUUGGAAUUAGUUGCUAUGGGAAAGCUAUCGACCGAGAUUCAAAGACUGGCUAUGCAACAACGUGAAUUCUUAAUAAAAGUCUUAGAAGCUUGUGUAACAUUAAAAACGCAUGUUGAAACAGAUCUUCAGAAUGGCUGGAGUCAUUUUCCUGAGAUAACAGAUGCACGAGAAACUCUUGGAAAAGCGAAAGCUAGUCUGCAGAUGAUCGAUAGUCCUAGCGAUGUAUACAAUUUGCAUUCACAACUCAUAAUAGAGAAACAAAGAUUGCAAUCGAAAUAUCAAGAAAUGAUGUUGCAGUGCCAACUCGAUGAUUUAAUUGGUAACUCGGGGGUGGUAUUUGAUUUUACAUUAUUGAAACAAGCAUUAGCUGGAAUUCAUACGGGAGAACCGAUUAUUUCUCAAGGAACGAGUAAUGGUGGUAGAUUACCAAAUCAUUUGGCGGCUUCACAAAAUCCAAUACUGUUCCUCGCAAAUUAUUGUAUGUCGCAGCUAUAUUCAAGACAUGUAGUGAGUAAGCAACAUAUGCAAAACGGUUCUAUAGAAUAUCAUUCAAGUAUGAUGCAACCGCAACCAGCUCCACCGGGUUCUGUUCAUGUACAUCAAGGUCCACCGCCGCCCGCAACCCCGCAGCAACUUCUCAUUCCACCUGGUUCGCCGUCCGUUAAACCUAUUCCGCCCGCGCCUCCGAACGCAAUGUUACAUCCACAACAACAAUCAACGUUUAUACCAGAAGGAGUUGGUAGUGGUGGCGGAAGUUUAGUAACCGUCCACUCAUCCUCUCAACCGCCGUCCAGCGGAAUAGCAGCAUCACUUCGAGGACCUUCGAACCCUUAUCCUCUGUAUUAUUUCAACAUUGAAGUAAAUGGAUCUCCACACGGUCGUAUCGUAAUAGAAGUGAGGCCAGAUGCAGCGCCGAAAAUGGCAAAAAAUUUUAGUGUACUGGCGACAGGUGAAGUUGGAGUCGGCUAUAAAGGUUGCACGAUUUUUCAGUGCUGGGAGGGUGAAUCCGUAAUUACUGGUGAUUUUGAAUUAAACAAUGGUCGCGGAGGAAGAAGCAUAUUCGAGGAUGGAUACUUUAUGCCGGACGACACAAAAUUUCCUGCAGUAAGAGGAGCAGUCGGAAUGCGGAGAACACAAAAGCGACAUGAUAAUCUUGGUAUGGUGGGUUCACAAUUUCGUAUAAUAUUACAAGAAAUGCGCGGGUUCACAGGAAUCUUUGGUCAUGUCGUUGAAGGAUUAGAAUUAGUCGAAAAGAUAUCUACAUUUGGUGAUCAAACGGGCAAGCCUACGAAGAAUAUUCUAAUUACGAAAUGCGGUAAACUGUAACGAUAACACUAUUGCGAUUAGUAUACACCGAAGGUAAUCAAGUAUUACCCGUAUACUUUGCGUUUCCCCGCUCUAGAUAACUUAAAAAAAAAAAAAAAAAAAAAAAAAAAAAAAAAAAAAAAAAAAAAAAAAAAAAAAAAGAAGGAUUCACGAGUUCGCGACGGUAUCUCUGAAGUGUUCGAUAUAGGGAAUGGGGUGUUCAAAUAAACAAAAAAUUAUAUAUAUAUAAUAUCCGAUGAUAAAUGAUAUUACAUGUAGAGACACCGUCGUGAUCCCAUAGCUCCAUGAAUCACGAUGCUCCGUAUGAGUCACACAAUUUAAUUAACUAUUAACAAUAGAAUUCUAAAGAUAUUGAAUCUAUUUUUAAAAGUGGACGCAUAAGAGAAGAAAGAAGAAAUAAAGAUCCAUAUUUUGCUAUUGAUUGAGAAUCAAUAAGAUUCUGUAUCUACAAUAACGACGAUGAUCGAUAAUACGUACCUCAAGAUCGAUCGUGAUAUCGAUACGACUUCUAGCUGUACGACAUUUGUUUUAGAAGAAGUUCGACGUUUAUUUUGGCUAUUGGCAUAUUGCUAUGUAUAGUUGAUAUAGAGGGUAUCGCACGGGAUUAAAAAGUGCCGUGGUUAACGGCGUCGCCCUGUGGGCGUUGCUAAUAUUUUAGAUCAUAGGUAGUAAAAACAAAAAGAAAAAAAAAAACGUGUAGAUGAGAAAUACGUACGAAAAAUGGGGCAAACUUGUAUGUGUAUACACAUACAUUCAUAUAUUUGUAAAAAAAAAAAAAAAAAAAAAAAAAAAAAAAAAAAAAAAAAAAAAAAAAAAAAAACAGACAAACGUACAGGCGAAAACUUUUUUUUGUUUUAUAAUCGAAAAAACAUGACUUCGUAAAAGUCAAAAAGUCGUGAUUCCAUAUACGCAGGUCGUUUAGAACAUUAACUGAACGAUACGUCGGUACGUAAAAGGGCCAAUUUUAUUUCGUCUGGUCAACGAUCACGUAUCGUUCUGUUUCUUUUUCCAGAGGAGAGAAAAGGAGCUAAAAGGGAAUAAGUAAUUAUGCGAUGAAACGAGUCAAGGAAAAUUGCGGUUCCUAUCGGAUGACUCAAAGAUACUCCUCCCUUUUUGCUCUUUGCCAUGGUCUAGUAGACCGUCGUAAAUUAACUGUAUUUAAGAUUAGAUCUCAACAUGAAAAUGUAUGCAAGGCCUAACUACUACUAUGUAGAUUGUAAGCCUCGUCGUCUGAUCAGAAAAAAACGAACGAAAUGAGCGAAUGUAUAUUAUAAACGAAUCAUUCCUCGAUGCUGUAUAUCGAAGUACUACGAUAAUGUAAUGCGUUAUACUACUCGUCUGAAUCCUCGUAAAAAUCCCAUCGUUAUGUAUCAUAUUAUCAUGUACCCGUGUGCGAAAAAAAGCGUCAUAAAAAAAGUGUUCUGUAAACCGGCGCGUAAAAACAAAAAGCGCACUCACGUAUUGUAGGAAAUUGCACGCCCUCGUCGUCGCGAAUGCCUUUUUUCGAAGAAAGCCUCAUUCGAUGUUGAACUUGAAAGUUUUAACACUUGUUAAUUAGCUAAUUCAUCGUUUGCAAUAUCAUAAAGAAAGAAAAACUCAUUGCAUUACGAUGAAUGUAAGAAUCGCCGUUAGAAUUAAAUGAUAAUGCGUAAUACGUACGACGAUCGAAGGGUGAUCGAGCUCGAAUGAAUUUCUCUUGUUUCGGUCGUUGUAAAAAGAAAAAAAAAACGAAAGACGUCAGUCGACAUUUUUGAAUCUAGGUGCGUAUAAAUUCAUGUUUACCGAAGCGAGUGAAGCUAGAAGCCCACCUGUAUACACAAAAUAUCCACGCGCGCGCGUGUAUAUAUGUACAUAUAUAUAUCUAUAUAUACUAUAUAUAUAUAUAUAUAUGUAUAAAUGUAUAUGUAUAUAUAUAUACACACUACAUAUAUUUUUAUGAACGUGAUGAGGUAACAACGCAUAGCUUGUAAUAUCAAUUCUAACAACCGAUUUACUUUGCCCCUCGCGUUCGAAUUAAACGGUUGAGCGGCUAUAAUUUUUCGAUAAGUUUUUCUUUCCACCUUUUAUUUUUUUUCAUUCUCUCUCCUGUUUCCUUUUCUUUUUCUAUUUCUCAUUCACCCUUUUUAAGUUAAGGCGUAAUCAUCAUUACAUACGAAAAUUGAGGUCAUUUUGUUUACAGCCUACGGAAACGCAUAUCCGUAGUGUACAUGCUUAAACAGUUUUAUUAUUUCAUUAUACAUAUACGAAGUUCGUUGCCCAAUUUAAAUGUACUUUUAAUCAAUCAAUUUUGAGUUAUAAACUGUUUCUCUUUCA